UUUUUUUUUUUUUUUUUUUUUUCUUGCCCCGGCGGUUGGGUGAGAUUUAAAUUAAAAAAUUCUUCCUCUUUUUUUCUCUGCUGUGAUCCCUGUCCCGUUUUUCUUCGUUCAGAUUUCUGUGCCCGUCGCAAUGUCGUCGACUAUCCCUCCCCCGGAGGACAAAUAUCCUCGCGAUGUCGUGGCUUCGGACUCCGAUGAGGACUCCAUUACCGGCCAUUCCGGUGUCAAGCGCAUCGAGGUCAUUUCGUCGCAAUUCCGCCUCGUCGAUCGCAUUUUCCUGUUCUUUGGGAUCUUCCUGAUGGCCUACGUUUAUGGUCUAGAUGGCACAGUUCGAUACACAUAUCAGCCUCUGGCGACUGCUGGGUUUGGUUCUCAUAGUUUGCUCGCCACGAUCAAUGUUUUGCGAUCCGUUAUUGCCGUCGCCGCGCAGCCAACUGCUGCCAAAAUCGCCGAUGUGUUUGGUCGCGUGGAGCUGAUUCUAUUCUGCGUAGUGACCUAUACUCUGGGAACGGUGGUCGAAGCCGCUGCAACCAAUAUGGCUACAUUUUGUGGCGGCGCAGUGCUGUAUCAAAUCGGCUACACCGGUAGUUUGCUCCUCGUUGAAGUCCUCAUCGGCGAUGUCACCUCCCUUCGCUCGCGACUGCUCUUCUCUUAUAUCCCUGCGACACCGUUUAUCAUCAAUACAUGGAUUAGUGGAAACGUGACAUCCUCCGUUCUGAACGUCACGACAUGGCAAUGGGGCAUCGGCAUGUUCGCCAUCAUUUUCCCGGUUUGCACGAUUCCUCUGUUCGCUACUCUGUUCUGGGGACACUGGAAGGCCAAGAGACACAAUCCGGCGGCAUACCGGAGCACGAUCCAGGUCCUCGGCUUUCAAAAGUUCUGCGCGGAACUGUUUUGGUAUCUGGAUGUGGUCGGAAUGAUACUGCUGAUUGCCAUCUUGGCUUUGAUUCUGACCCCGUUCACUCUUGCUAGUGGCUCUUCCGACCAAUGGAAGACGGCCAAGAUUCUCGCGCCUCUCAUCAUUGGUAUUUGCUGUAUUCCCCCUUGGGUGUACUGGGAGAAGACUUGCAAAUAUCCGAUGGUCCCGUUUAGAUUGCUGAAAGAUCGAGCCGUGUGGGGCGCUCUUGGAAUCGCAAUGAUGCUCAACUUAGCGUGGGUUAUCCAGGGAGAAUUCCUGUACACAGUCUUGAUCGUCAGCUUUGAUGAGACCGUCACGAGUGCCACGCGUAUCACUUCGCUCUACAGUUUCGCCUCUGUCAUCACCGGAUGUAUCUGCGGUUUCGUGGUGCUCAAAGUAAAACAGUUGAAACCGUUCAUCGUUGCAGGAACCUGUCUUUUCAUGGUUGCAUAUGGAAUUCUCAUCCAUUUCCGCGGCGGAUCCAGCGGCUCGAGUCACUCAGGCAUUAUCGGAGGUCAAAUCCUUCUCGGUAUCGCGGGCGGUCUCUUCCCCUACCCAGCUCAAGCCAGUAUUCAAGCCGCAACCAAACACAACCACCUCGCUGUCGUAACAGGCCUCUACCUCGCAACUUACAACAUCGGCAGCGCAAUCGGCAACACAAUCGCCGGCGCCAUUUGGCGUCAAACCCUCGAGAAGGAACUCAUCUCGCAACUCGGCGACGCCACCCUUGCCACUACAAUCUUCGGCGACCCAUUCACCUUCGUCGCAGCGAACCCUGUGGGGACUGAGCAACGCGACGCCGUCGUUUUGGCGUAUCGGCAUACUCAGCGUUUACUUUGCAUCACGGGUAUCUGUUUGACGGUGCCGUUGAUCGCGUUUUCGUUGUGUAUUCGCAACCCGAAGCUCACGAAGGAGCAGAGUCUACCGGACGCGGAGAGGGAGAAUUGAUAUUCCUUUUAGGAUUUAAUGGUUCACGCAGAGAGAUGCGAUAGUAUCGAAAUUGAAAUUAAAUGUUAUUCGGGCGCAGCUGGGAAG
Molecule: messenger RNA, 1933 nt
Organism: Aspergillus steynii IBT 23096
Lineage: Eukaryota; Fungi; Ascomycota; Eurotiomycetes; Eurotiales; Aspergillaceae
Gene: sit1
Product: putative siderochrome-iron transporter Sit1
Exons: 12
Coding region: 131-1846 (571 amino acids)
Biological process (GO): intracellular iron ion homeostasis; transmembrane transport
Cellular component (GO): endosome; vacuolar membrane
Molecular function (GO): siderophore-iron transmembrane transporter activity
Source: RefSeq, a predicted model, not a curated record